This is a messenger RNA of Notechis scutatus (mainland tiger snake), 1567 nucleotides long. RefSeq names its product solute carrier family 10 member 4 (gene SLC10A4). Gene Ontology annotation, molecular function: bile acid:sodium symporter activity. The record is from RefSeq and is a predicted model, not a curated record. Gene Ontology annotation, cellular component: membrane. Gene Ontology annotation, biological process: bile acid and bile salt transport. Lineage: Eukaryota; Metazoa; Chordata; Lepidosauria; Squamata; Elapidae.
AUGGACAGCUCCGCCGUGCCGGAGAACCGCACGGCCGCUGGGCACCUGCUGCUGCUGCUGCCGCCUUUCGCCGGGAACGCGACGCCCGAGCCCUCCGGUCCCGGUGCCGUCCCGGCUCUUUCGGCGGCGCCGCCGCCGCCGGGCUUGGCCCCUUUGGAGAGCGGCGUCGAGGCUCCCUUCUGGGACGGGAGGCUGAACCACGGGCUGAGCGUCUUCGUGGGGCUGGCGCUGGGGGUGACCAUGCUGGGCCUGGGCUGCACGGUGGAGCUGAGCCAGCUGGGCGCGCAGCUGAGGCGGCCGCUGGGCUUGUGGCUGGCGCUGCUCUGCCAGUUCGGGCUGAUGCCCCUCUUGGCUUUCCUGCUGGCCCUCCUCUUCGCCCUCGACGAGGUGGCCGCCGUGGCCGUCCUGCUCUGCGGCUGCUGCCCCGGAGGGAACCUCUCCAACCUCAUGUCCUUCCUGGUCGACGGAGACAUGAACCUCAGCAUCAUCAUGACUGCCUCCUCCACCUUGCUGGCUUUGAUCUUGAUGCCUCUUUGUCUGUGGAUCUAUAGCCGAGCUUGGAUCAACACCCCAUUGGUGCGCCUGUUACCCCUGGGGGCAGUCACCCUGACCUUGUGCAGUACUCUGCUCCCCAUUGGCCUUGGGGUUUUCAUCCGCUACAGAUACACAAGGCUGGCAGACAUUCUGGUGAAGAUCUCUUUGUGGUCUCUCCUGGUGACCCUGGUGAUACUUUUCAUUCUCACUGGCACCAUGCUGGGUCCUGAGCUUCUGGCUACUAUUCCUGCCACCGUAUACGUAGUAGCUGUGCUGAUGCCUUUGGCAGGCUACGGCUGCGGCUACGGGGUAGCGACCUUGUUUCGCUUGCCCCCGCACUGCAAGCGGACGGUGUCCUUGGAAACCGGCUGCCAGAACGUCCAGCUCUGUACCGCUAUCCUCAAGCUGAGCUUCCCGCCACAGUUCAUCGGGAGCAUGUAUAUGUUUCCCCUACUCUACGCCCUCUUUCAAUCUGCUGAAGCCGGGCUGUUCGUACUGGCUUACAAGAUAUAUGGAAAGGAUUUGUACAAGCAAGAGCCUCUGGGAGGAGACAACGAAGAAGAUACAGACAUUUCUUACAAGAAACUGAAGGAAGAAGAAACCCCAGAAAUUUCUUACGGCACAGUAGCUGCUGGGGAUCAUGGUCCAGGGGCUAUGGAGGUGACAGACCGUCCUCUACAGGGAGAGGAGAUCUUAAAAAGAACAUCCCGUGUUGAAAUAAACUGGUCAGCCGAGUAGGAGAAACAACAGGGAUGCUGAGCAUUUGUUGUUAUGUCGUCUUUUUUCACUGCGCUCAGAAGUAAUUGUUUUCAGAAACUGCACAACUGUAUAAACCUCUUCAACCUCAGAAAAUGAUGCCGUCAUCCCACCAGAUAAGGCAAAGGAACAGGAGAGGAAGGGAGAGGGAGACAGAAAGGGAGGAAGAGGGGGAGAGAGAGAACAUAUUGAUGAAUGUAUUUGAUAACUGUAAACCUUCAUCAUCAAUUGCAUUUGCUGUUUUUUAAAAAAAACAAGUUGUGUAGCUUCUGUAUUA